UCGCGCUCCAACAGUUCGCGUUACUCGUUGCGCACCGUAGUGUCCGUCCGUCUCUCUCGCGUGGAACGCGAUUCAUCGUGACAAGAGAGGGAGCGAGAAAGAGAGAGAGAGAGAGAGAGAGACUCUCCGAAGAUCCUCCGUGACGACGUGACAUCGCUCGCGGAUUCCCAGAGAUCCUCGUGACCGAGAGGACCAUAUCCAGGUGGACGUAGGGAACGCCGAGGGAGCGCGCGUCAACGCGUAGGUGGCGAAGGUGAAGGAACGUCAUCGCGUCGUCGCCGUUCAUUGCAGACUUUGAAACCCGCGGGACGACAUGACGCAACGCGGCCGGCAGCCGUGAAUCGAUUGAACACCGAAAAGCGGGAAGAAGCGAGAGCCGGCCUCAGUUGCGGUCGAAGUCGACCGGCGAUCGAUGAGAAUCCGCGCUUGGCAACGCUGAAGGAUCCGAACGUGUGUGAAAAUCCCACUUCUUUUCCACCUUUCUUCAUUUUCGACGGCAUCCCGCGUCCCAUUCACGCGCCGAUAACACACGGCGAAAAUGGCUCUCUUCCGGAAGUUCAACGAGAAGAUUCCUCGGAGAGGCAUCCUGGGGGCGAUGAUGUUCCUGGCUUGCAUGUUCUCCUACGUCAUUCGUACCAAUUUAUCCAUAACUAUUGUCGCCAUGGUAAACACUACAAGCAAAGACGGUGGCGUUGGGCCAGCGUGCGCUGCGGAUAUGAAAAGCAAUAAAACCGUCGUACUCAAAGAUUUUGGGGAGCGUUAUGAAUGGAAUCAACAUAUUCAAGGGCUAUUACUAUCAGGGUACUUUUACGGUGUUCUACCAGCUAGCGUACCAGCUGGACUCUUAGCUGAGAAGUACGGAGGCUCUAAAGUAGUAGCAUUCGCCACUUUAAUACCCGCAGUAUUAAAUCUUUUGAUGCCUUGGGCUGCUAGCGUCCAUUAUGGUUUUGUCUUCGCACUUCGUUUUGUAAUGGGAUUUUUCGGAGGCGCUGUUUAUCCCGCUCUCCACGCGAUGAUUGCCAGAUGGGUGCCUCCUGGUGAGAAAGGCAUGUUUGUGUGGACUAUGCAAGGUGGUCCAUUUGGAACUGUAGUAACAUUUGCUUUAUGUGGUGCGGUAAUCAGUGCUUACGGGUGGAACGCUGCAUUUUACGUUACAAGCGGAAUUAUGUUAGUUUUUUAUGCUUUGUGGGUAUUUCUAAUAUAUGAUACACCGGAUUUGCAUCCUAAUAUCACGGAAAAGGAAAAAGCAUAUAUAAAGGAGCAAAUAGGUACUACUGUCUCGAAACAAAAGGUUCAGCUACCAGUAAAAGCGGUCGCUACAUCUUUACCAUUCCUAGUACUAUUAUGGGCUCACUUUGCAAACAUGUGGGGUAUUUAUUUCAUCUCUACAAACGGACCCAAGUAUACGUUGGAAGUCCUUGGUUUCAAUAUGAAAUCGGGUGGCGCAAUAACUGGUUUACCUUACAUAGCUAGACUCGGUGCUGGAGUGUUAUUUGCAGCAGCGGGCGAUUAUGUACGAAGGAAGAAUUUCUUAACCUUAAGCUUGAUGAGGAAGAUAUUUAUGCUGUUCUCUCACUUGGGACCUGCAGCUUGUCUGGUAGUAAUGACAUACGUGGGUUGUGAUGCCACAACUGCGAUAAUAAUGUUAAUAUUGGCGUUAGCCUUUAAUGGAGCCGCCUGUCAGACCAGCUUACAGAAUCAUCAAGAUCUGGCUCCGAAUUAUGCUGGUUCUUUAUAUGGAAUUAUGAAUACAUUUGGCAGUUUCCCCGGAUUUAUCAUUCCACCCAUUAUUGGCGCUUUAACCAAUGAAAGGAACGGUGUAGAAGAAUGGCGUAUAAUGUUUUGGAUAUCGGCAGUAGUGUUUAUAUCGGCAACGGUUCUCUUUUGGUUAUUUGGAUCUGCUGAAAUUCAGCCGUGGAACGAUACGACUCAUAGUAAAGUGCCUACUGUUUCCGACGAGGAGAAGCAGAUAAACGAAACGACAAGAGAUGGGGCUGAUACAGAAGCUGAGGAAAAUGAACGGCUCUAAUGAGUUAGAAAAUGAAAUAAAAUAAAGAAAAAAAUCCAUGUCUGUACAAAAAUUAAUUAGUUCAAUGUCGGGAAGAGAGUGCAUCUGAAAUUGCAAAAACCUCUAUUAGAAUGUCAUACAUUAUACAGACUAAUGUUUGUACAGCUUUUAAUUGUUAAUGCGUAGAAACGGUAAUCAUUAGAUUAUAAGUAACGGGAGAAUGGAAAUAAUGUACAGAAUAUUCGACAUAGAAUAUUAAAUAUUAUAAUACAUUCGGAAUAUUCAUGCUCCAGUUACAGAUACACGUUGCUAGAAUAUCAUGGUAUCUUUUGUCUUGAUCCGAUUUUUAAACGCAAAGUUUUUUCACUUUCUUUUUUUACUAUUACUAUAAUAUAAGACUGUGGGAUUUAAAACUUAGGUUUUAUAUACUUUUCAUAACUUUCAAGCGCCUGUGUCGUCUCGAAUGCUUAAGUAUUUAUACGUAUCUGAUAUUACGCUAUGGUCAUUUGUAUAUUUGAAAGUGUCACGGUCGUGAUCAUCGAAUAUCCACGAGGGAUUGUAGACGUGGUAUUCAAACAAUGUAAUGUAUCGAAAUGUAAGAAUACUCUGUAGUGCAUUUUUUAUUUCGUGCCAAAGUACACGUAUGUUGCUCUCAUUGAACACUCGACGAAAUUGUCGAUAUAUCUAAUACUAGGUUGAGGAACCUUGGCACUGUCUUCGGACCAAUAAUUGGUCGAGGUUACUCGAUAUUAUAAAUACGUUACACUAGGUACAUUAGAUCAAUAUAUAUGUUUCUUGUUAUACGUUAAAUUCUUUGCAAGACGAUUUCGUAACUGUGAUAAAUAUUGGCAAUUUAAUUUACGCACAACAGUUUUAUCACCGUUUAAAUGGUCUCGAUUUUUUGAGACUACGGGUCAUGUACUGCUUCAAAGAACACAUAAAUACGAAAUUCAUUGAAUAUGCGAAAUCGCUCUUUACGUAAUAAUUACUUGAACUCUAUUGGUUAUGUAUAACAAGAAAUCUUUAUAUAUUCUUCCCGUCGUUUACGAGCGCUCAAAUGUGUACAAAUGUGUAGUUGUAGUAAUAAAAGCAACUCAUAUUCUAGUUUUCAUUUAUAAAAUGUGUUUAUGAAAGAAAACAGAGAGAGAGAGAGGAGGGAGGGGGAAGGCAGGGGAGCGACAAUGUCACGAUAGAAUUCCUUGUAUCCAGAGAAAGACAUUGCGCUCGUGAAUAAGCGGAGAAGAAAUGCAUCACGUUUGUAGAUCGUGAGAAGUGUUACUCGUACAUUAGAAAUUGUACGUUAAAAAUUGUAAACGUUCAAAACCAUAGGGAAAUAAGAAAUACUAAAUGUGUUGUUCCUACAUUUAAAAAACAAUUAUUUUUUAAAUUGAACCAUUUCGAUGCGAAUAUUUAUUGUGCUGUCAAUUUAACGUUACUACGAAUUAAGUUAAAAUCUGUGUGAAGCAAGUAUUUAGCAAUAAUAUUUGUUGCGUAAGUCAAUUGUAAAAAAUGAUAUAUAAAGAUUGCAACUCGCGCUGUUUUAAAACAAGUAAAUCCUAACGCACGUAACAAAUGUGCAUUAUAUUAUUAUUGAUUGUUAAGUUGUAUACAGAGAUACAUACUUUUUAUUUAUACAUUAUAUAAUACAUCUUCUCAAAAUCAUUACGUUUUUUAUGUUUUCUUCUUUAUAUGUUUUUAUAAUUAAUAAAUGACAGCAUUUGUGAAUUGUAAUUUCACAUAGUAAAUUGUAGCAGAUUUACACAUGUAAGAAAUAAUAGAAUAUAUUUUGUGCGAUUUUAUUUCAUAUGUAAUAAAGAAAAUCAUGUAUCUACAA
Messenger RNA from Monomorium pharaonis (pharaoh ant), 3842 nucleotides. Its product is annotated as sialin. NCBI's taxonomy places the organism in Eukaryota, Metazoa, Arthropoda, Insecta, Hymenoptera, Formicidae. The coding region runs from base 539 to 2029 and encodes 496 amino acids. Gene Ontology annotation, biological process: monoatomic anion transport; transmembrane transport. The transcript is spliced from 11 exons. The record is from RefSeq and is a predicted model, not a curated record. Gene Ontology annotation, molecular function: transmembrane transporter activity. Gene Ontology annotation, cellular component: plasma membrane.